This is a messenger RNA of Marasmius oreades (fairy-ring Marasmius), 1072 nucleotides long. RefSeq lists its product as uncharacterized. The record is from RefSeq and is a predicted model, not a curated record. The coding region runs from base 104 to 1018 and encodes 304 amino acids. Lineage: Eukaryota; Fungi; Basidiomycota; Agaricomycetes; Agaricales; Marasmiaceae. The transcript has 7 exons.
GAGCGGGUCGUCAAUGGUGUAGUCUAAAAUCCAAUAUUGCCUUAAGGGCAGUUUCCCCUGGACUCUCGGUUCUUAACCUUCAUGCCCCCCUCACUGGCUUGACAUGCUCUUUGGAAUAUUAGUAUCUUUAUGUUUGUCUCUAGAAGCGACUGCACUUCCGUCAUACGGAGUCGCAAGUCUCCCGACCCGGAUAACCCUCGAUCGACCGUUGACCCUUACAUGGUUUCGAGAUAGCGGUGACCAGAUCACCACACUCGAAAUUAUACCAGUAGUUGAAGGAGGAAAACCCGUCACUUCUUUCGGAGAUAAUCGCAUACUCGUCCCAGUCGGGACCGAAACUCAGGGCGACAUAACCAUAACUCCCACUGUUACUGGCCUAUAUGGAUUCAACCUUCAGGCAGACCCUACAACUCCGCCCACGGUUGAGCCAGGUGUCGCUCUGCCUGUGAUGACACUAUUGUUUGUCAGUUCGGCCACGAGCUCUCACCCAAAUACUACCGGAACUCAGACAACGCCGCCCCCGACUACUUCAACCACUGCAAGCCCCUCAGUACCAGUCCCCACAACUACUUCUUCACCCACGAAGAAGCAAAACUCGGUGUUGAUCGUCGCCCUCGUCGUCGGACUCACCGCUGGAGUAAUCCUCUUCUUACUCGUUGCAUAUUUCAUUUGGCGCCGAAAACAAUCAAAGACGACGCAAGCCGUGGAAUAUGGUCCACUUGCAAUUACACCCUUUCAAGAAGCGAUAAUAAUGGGGUAUCCUUCUUCAUCUAAAAUCCACACCGAAUGCAAAAGGCUAGGGUCGAGCGGUCCAGCGUCUGCAUCGACAAUGUCGACGACAAGCUACACUCACAGUGGCACUACAUCGCCAUUACGAACUGAGACUCCCCAAGAUUUAUACCAAGGAACGAGCGAUUCGGUACCUUGGGUGAGAAGAGAACAGGAUGGUGGACGUGCGCCCGUUGAAGCGGUGGUGCUUCCACCGCAGUAUGAUAUUCGAUGGUGUAAUAAUUCGUGAAGGACUUGUAUAUGAUAGAUCUGAUUAAUUGUCAUUGGUAUUAGCAGCCGCCGA